Molecule: messenger RNA, 1029 nt
Organism: Stegostoma tigrinum
Lineage: Eukaryota; Metazoa; Chordata; Chondrichthyes; Orectolobiformes; Stegostomatidae
Product: T-box-containing protein TBX6L-like
Exons: 6
Coding region: 1-1029 (342 amino acids)
Biological process (GO): cell fate specification; regulation of transcription by RNA polymerase II; positive regulation of DNA-templated transcription
Cellular component (GO): nucleus
Molecular function (GO): RNA polymerase II cis-regulatory region sequence-specific DNA binding; DNA-binding transcription factor activity, RNA polymerase II-specific
Source: RefSeq, a predicted model, not a curated record
AUGUUCGAGGCAGACCUCUGCACCGGGAGCAGCAACAGCCGAGAAUUCAGUCUGGGGUCACCAGUCACUAAUCCCCUUCUCCACUACAACCCCCACAGUUACCCACAGGACCAGCAGGAGGCACUGCGGCUACGCGAUUAUGAGCUCCCUCCUCCAUGUCACUAUGAUCACACUUACCACACCUUUGAUGGUACGCUCGUCCACACAACCCCACCUCCCCAGAAGCUCAGGACCCCCAGCUCCAGCAGCAGAGUACAGUUACUCCUGGAGAACAGGUCCCUAUGGCAGCAGUUUCACCAUCUGGGAAACGAGAUGAUCAUUACUAAGUCUGGAAGGCGGACAUUCCCUCAGUGCUCUGUCAGUGUGACAGGCCUGGAUCCCCAUGCCCAGUACAUGAUGCUGAUGGAUGUGGUUCCAGUUGACAACAUCCGGUACAAAUGGCAGGCCAAGAGCUGGGAGGCUGGAGGGAAAGCAGAACCCCAUCUCCCGCAACGUUUCUACAUCCACCCAGAUUCCCCGAGCCUGGGAUCGUCCUGGAUGAGCAAAAUCAUCUCCUUCCACAAGCUCAAGCUGACCAACAACCCCAUUGACCAACAGGGACACAUCAUCCUCCAUUCGAUGCACAGGUACCAGCCCCGUUUCCAUGUUGUACAGGCCAACCAGCUGUACAGUCUGCGCUGGAACUGCAUUGCCACCUUUGUGUUUCCUGAGAUGGUCUUCACUGCAGUAACAGCCUACCAGAACUCCCAGAUUACCCAGUUGAAGAUUGAUAAUAAUCCCUUUGCAAAGGGAUUCCGUGUUAAUGGAAUGAACAGUAAAAGGGUGCGAGAGGCGAGGACCCUGCAGAGCCGCAGAAGUCCAGCUGUAGUGGAGGAGAGGAGCUGUGACUGUAAUACAGGUAAAACUGUCACUACAGUGUGGGGUCGGGAUUGGUGGGUGUGGGGCUACAGGGAGAAAGCUGAGCGAAGUGAUUCAGGGCCAUGUCAGAAUCACACCGUCCCUGAGAUGCUCAACAAGGGGAGGCAAUGA